Molecule: messenger RNA, 2066 nt
Organism: Equus caballus (horse)
Lineage: Eukaryota; Metazoa; Chordata; Mammalia; Perissodactyla; Equidae
Gene: SULT1E1A
Product: sulfotransferase family 1E member 1
Biological process (GO): sulfation
Cellular component (GO): cytoplasm
Molecular function (GO): aryl sulfotransferase activity
Source: RefSeq, a predicted model, not a curated record
AAAAGCUCACCAGAAACAUUCAAAAGGAGCAAGUGGUCUUAAAACUUUUUGCAGCUCACAACCUGAGUGGGAAUUUUAAGAAAACUAAACUGGACCAUCAAGUUUCUUUCACAGGAUCAUCUGGACAGUGUACCACUGUAUGAUGGAUUCUUCCAAAUUUGACAGUUCUUCAUACUUUGGCAGAAUCCAUGGAAUUCUAAUGUAUAAAGAUUUUGUUGAAUUUUGGGAUGAUGUGGAGGCAUUCGAAGCAAGACCAGAUGACCUUGUCAUUGCCACCUAUCCCAAAUCUGGCACAACCUGGCUUAGUGAAAUUGUAGACAUGAUCUAUAAAGAGGGUGAUGUGGAAAAGUGCAAAGAAGAUGCCAUAUUUAAUCGAGUACCUUACUUGGAAUGCAGAAAAGAAGAUGUAAUGAAUGGAGUAAAACAACUGAAACAGAUGGCAUCUCCUAGAAUAAUGAAGACUCAUCUGUCAGCUGACCUUCUUCCAGGCUCAUUUUGGGAAAAGAACUGUAAGAUGAUCUAUCUUUGCCGGAAUGCCAAGGACGUGGUUGUUUCUUUUUAUUAUUUCUUUCUAAUGGUAGCUGGGCAUCCACAUCCUGGAUCUUUUCAAGAGUUUGUGGAGAAAUUCAUGGAUGGAGAAGUUCCUUAUGGUUCCUGGUAUAGACAUGCAAAAUCUUGGUGGGAAAAGAGAAAGAAGCCACAUGUGCUAUUUCUUUUCUAUGAAGACAUGCAGGAGGAUAUCAAAAGAGAAGUGAUAAAAUUAAUGCAAUUUCUGGGAAGGAAACCAUCAGAGGAGCUUGUGGACAAGAUUGUACAACAUACUUCAUUCCAUGAGAUGAAGAACAAUCCAUCUACCAAUUACACAAUGCUACCAGAUGAAAUCAUGAACCAAAAAAUAUCUCCCUUCAUGAGAAAAGGGAUUGUGGGAGACUGGAAGAAUCACUUUACAGUGGCCCUGAAUGAGAAAUUUGACACACACUAUGAGCAGGAAAUGAAAGGGUCUACAUUGAAAUUACAAACUGAGAUCUAAAAAGGAAUUUCUUAAUAUAUCUGAGGUUAAAGCUUUCUCCUCCAUCAUUCUUCAACUUUUUAAAAGUUUAGAUUGGUAGAGAAGGAAUCAUGUGAACAAUUAGGAUCAGGUUCACAGGGUUUUUGAGAUCUUUAUAUAAAAAACAAGAAUGUUUUCCCUGCUAUCUUUUUUAUUUUGGUUCUUUCUUUUAUUUUCAAAUAUUACAUGAAUCUAUAAUGAUGUAGAAACACACAGAUAGUUUGAGUUGUCAGUCUCAUUAAAAAUAACCAAGAAUUUCAUUUUCUUUAUUUUUGUGAUUACCUUUCUUUCCAUUUAGUAGUACAUCUGAUAUAUACAUAUACUUAUAUAUAGAUAUAUGUGUAAAUAUAUCUAUGUAUUAAUAACUGUACAUGGGCUUUGAAAAUUAUGGAGAAAGAACUAAAGAACAAAUAAACUUGGGGGCAUAACUAUACUUAUUAUUUCCUUACUUAUUUUCUUUCACUUUCUGCAAAGUGUCUAUAUUGGAAUUUACCUUAGUCUAAUGUAAAUUUUGGACAUAAAAGAGCUGAUUUCAAGAUGUCUAUAAAUAGUCUUUAUAUACAUUACAUUACAUUAUAUAAUGCCUAAAAAUAAUGAGUAUAGGGGCAAGCCCCAUGGCAUAGUGAUUAAUUUUGGCAAGCUCUGCUUUGGAAGCCUGGAUUUGUGGGUUCGGAUCCCACAUUCGGACAUAAACCACUUGUCAGCCAUGCUGUGGUGGUGACCCACAUACAAAAUAGCGGAAGAGUGGCACAUAUGUUAGCUCAGGGAUAAUCUUCCUCAAGCAACAAAAGAGGAAAAUUGGCAACAGAUGUUAAUUCAAUACGAAUCUUCCUCAGCAACAAAAUAAAAAAUGAAAACUGAGUGUAAUUCGUGCUUGAAUGUCUUUAGCAAAUUUGAAAUACUUAUGCUUUAAUGUUCCUUCUUUCUUAUGUACAAUGUGAUGAAUGUAAGCUCUGUAAGCUAAAGUUUUAAAGAAUGUGAUAUUUGCCAGUAAAAUAAAGGAAAAACAAAAGAAGAA